This is a messenger RNA of Aspergillus campestris IBT 28561, 996 nucleotides long. RefSeq names its product gibberellin 20-oxidase family protein. Gene Ontology annotation, molecular function: dioxygenase activity. The transcript has 3 exons. The record is from RefSeq and is a predicted model, not a curated record. Lineage: Eukaryota; Fungi; Ascomycota; Eurotiomycetes; Eurotiales; Aspergillaceae. Bases 1 to 996 code for a protein of 331 amino acids.
AUGGGAUCGCUAGGACAGCCGAUGGAGGGUCUCCCGGUCGCACAGCUUGAUGUAAUCGAUUACUCUCGACUUUCGAAGAAUGACACCCAAGAAGUGCAAAGGCUACUUAAGGCAUGUACGCAAGAGGGUUUCUUCUAUCUGGACCUGAGCGGGGGCGACUCCCGCGUUUUGUCUCAGGUGGAUCGGGUCUACGCCUUCAUGGAAGAAUGGCUCGGUCAGUCGCAUGAAGAAAAGAUGAAGAACUACCAGACCAACUAUACGGAUGGGUACAAACCCACCGGCUACUUUGCGGGCGUCGACGACAAGAGCCGAGAUAACUCUGAGACUCUCAAGGUCUCGCACAAAGCGUUCACAACUACGCCACCGUCGCUUCCCCAGGGGGUGCAAAAGCACGGAGACAUGCUCCAUUCUUACUUGGACACGGCAAGCGGCAUAGCUAUUCAGCUUCUCUCUGCGCUAUCCGAUGGGUUGGGAUUGAAGGACUCGGAGCGAUUCGAGGCUUUUCAUGCCGACCGUGAGGAUUCCAACUCGACCCUUGUCCUCCUCAAGUAUCCGUACAUCGACCCAGCGACUAGAAACAAGCAAGUGGGCCACAACAAACACACCGACAUCGGGAGUAUCACGAUGCUUUUCACAGACCAAUGGGGGCUGCAAGUAAUGCGGCCUGGGUCUGACAAGUGGGAAUACAUCGAACCUAGUCCGUCAUGUGCCAUAAUAAACGUAGGCGAUUGCCUUCGUUUCUUGUCCCAGAAGAAACUGCUAUCCUGUCUCCACCGGGUUGUUCCAGCGGAGGGUAGCACCGCGGAUCGGAACACCAUUGCCUACUUCCUGAGACCAUCCAAUAAAGCCACAUUUGUCGACAGCAACGGUGAGCUUUCGACUGCCGCUGACUGGCAUGAUCGGAAGUAUGAGGUGUUCCGGAGUACGCACGACGACCAGCGGAAGGACACUAUCCUCACGGGUGGUCUUGAGGCCGAAGGAAAACUCUCCGCAUGA